GAACUCCACCCUGUAGAGGAGCCGGAGGAGGAGGAGGGUCUCUUUCCAUGGUCUCCUCAAAACCAGCUAUAAAACCACAGAGAACAAACACAGAGCUUACAUUAUCUCCUCUUUUACGGGCGUCGCUCCAACACACAGGCAGGACACAUCAGACUGCAUGACAGACUCUGUAGAGGGAAGCAGUGGACAAUCUGAAUGAAGUCUGGAAUGAACAUUUAACCACUGUGAUAAUGGCUCUUUCUUCAUAUCUGCUUCUGCUCCUGGUGGUUCUCAGUGUUUCAGCUGUUCACAAAGGCUUGAAAUAUCCAGAUGAGGUUUCAUCACCAGAUGCAGAAGAUAAAAAGAGACACUCCUUAUACCACACCUACAACGCUCACUCCAACAACUGGAUCAUGAAGGCCACUGUCCAGUUUGAUGGCGUGGGGGUCUACUGUUUCAUCCAAAAAAGAACUGGUAUCUGGAUGUACUCUCCCUGGAGAAUAAGAAUGAUUGAUGUGGAUUACAUAUUUUGUAAUUAUUAUAAAGAGCUCUAUCACCAUCUAAAAGAUACUGACAGUGACCUUACACAGAGAUAUGUCUGUGAGGUCGAGAGAUCCUCUAGUGGAGAUGUGACCUUACUGAGCACUACAGCUGAAUUCAGACUCAAUGGAAAGAUCAUCCUCCGCUUUAAUGAUGACAGAGAUGAGUGGGAAGCGCUGGACAAAAGGUUCCUAGCAGUUAAAACAGAGUGGAACAGUUUAACCCACUUCAAUCAAAUCAUCAAGUACUAUCUGCAGCAAGGCUGUACAGACAGACUGCGGUCUUACCUGAACUUUUAUGAUGAGCACAUUAGAACUAGUGUGUUUCCUAUUGAAGGAAAGUGGUCUUACCUGAAAGAUUCUGAUAAGGACAUCAGAAACAGCCCUUCUAGUGUGGCUCCUAGUGAUGAACCGCGGUCUUACGCGGAACGUUCUGAUGAGGACAUAAGAAACAGCACUUCUACUGUGGCUCCUAGUGAUAAACCGCGGUCUUACACGGAACGUUCUGAUGAGGAAAUAAGAAACAGCACUUCUAGUGUGGUUCCUAGUGAUGAACCGCGGUCUUACACGGAACGUUCUGAUGAGGAAAUAAGAAACAGCACUUCUAGUGUGGUUCCUAGUGAUAAACCACUGCCUUACGCGGAACGUUCUGAUGAGGACAUAAGAAACAGCACUUCUAGUGUGGUUCCUAGUGAUAAACCGCUGCCUUACGCGAAACGUUCUGAUGAGGACAUCAGAAACAGCACUUCUAGUGUGGUUCCUAGUGAUGAACCGCGGUCUUACGCGGAACGUUCUGAUGAGGACAUCAGAAACAGCCCUUCUAGUGUGGUUCCUAGUGAUGAACCGCGGUCUUACACGGAACGUUCUGAUGAGGACAUAAGAAACAGCACUUCUACUGUGGCUCCUAGUGAUGAACCGCGGUCUUACACGGAACGUUCUGAUGAGGACAUAAGAAACAGCACUUCUACUGUGGUUCCUAGUGAUAAACCGCGGUCUUACGUGGAACGUUCUGAUGAGGACAUAAGAAACAGCACUUCUAGCGUGGUUCCUAGUGAUAACCCGCUGCCUUACGCGGAACGUUCUGAUGAGGACAUAAGAAACAGCACUUCUAGUGUGGCUCCUAGUGAUAAACCACUGCCUUACGUGGAACGUUCUGAUGAGGACAUCAGAAACAGCACUUCUAGUGUGGUUCCUAGUGAUAAACCACUGCCUUACGCGGAACGUUCUGAUGAGGACAUAAGAAACAGCACUUCUAGUGUGGCUCCUAGUGAUGAACCGCGGUCUUACGCGGAACGUUCUGAUGAGGACAUAAGAAACAGCCCUUCUAGUGUGGCUCCUAGUGAUGAACCGCGGUCUUACGUGGAACGUUCUGAUGAGGACAUAAGAAACAGCACUUCUAGUGUGGUUCCUAGUGAUAACCCGCUGCCUUACGCGGAACGUUCUGAUGAGGACAUCAGAAACAGCCCUUCUAGUGUGGUUCCUAGUGAUAAACCGCAGCCUUACGCGGAACGUUCUGAUGAGGACAUCAGAAACAGCACUUCUAGUGUGGUUCCUAGUGAUAAACCGCUGCCUUACGUGGAACGUUCUGAUGAGGACAUCAGAAACAGCACUUCUACUGUGGCUCCUAGUGAUAAACCGUGGUCUUACACAGAACGUUCUGAUGAGGACAUCAGAAACAGCACUUCUAGUGUGGUUCCUAGUGAUGAACCGCGGUCUUACACGGAACGUUCUGAUGAGGACAUCAGAAACAGCACUUCUAGUGUGGUACCUAGUGAUAAACCGCUGCCUUACGCGAAACGUUCUGAUGAGGACAUCAGAAACAGCACUUCUAGUGUGGUUCCUAGUGAUAACCCGCUGCCUUACGCGGAACGUUCUGAUGAGGACAUCAGAAACAGCACUUCUAGUUGGGUUCCUAGUGAUAAACCGCGGCCUUACGUGGAACGUUCUGAUGAGGACAUCAGAAACAGCACUUCUAGUGUGGUUCCUAGUGAUAAACCGCUGUCUUACACGGAACGUUCUGAUGAGGACAUCAGAAACAGCACUUCUAGUGUGGUUCCUAGUGAUAAACCGCUGUCUUACACGGAACGUUCUGAUGAGGACAUCAGAAACAGCACUUCUAGUGUGGUUCCUAGUGAUAAACCACAAUCUUACGCGGAACGUUCUGAUGAGGACAUAAGAAACAGCACUUCUAGUGUGGCUCCUAGUGAUAAACCGCUGCCUUACGCGGAACGUUCUGAUGAGGACAUCAGAAACAGCACUUCUAGUGUGGUUCCUAGUGAUAAACCGCUGCCUUACGCGGAACGUUCUGAUGAGGACAUAAGAAACAGCAUUUCUACUGUGUCUCCUAGUGAUAACCCGCUGCCUUACGCGGAACGUUCUGAUGAGGACAUCAGAAACAGCACUUCUACUGUGGCUCCUAGUGAUAAACCGCGGUCUUACACAGAACGUUCUGAUGAGGACAUCAGAAACAGCACUUCUAGUGUGGUUCCUAGUGAUGAACCGCGGUCUUACACGGAACGUUCUGAUGAGGACAUCAGAAACAGCACUUCUAGUGUGGUACCUAGUGAUAAACCGCUGCCUUACGCGAAACGUUCUGAUGAGGACAUCAGAAACAGCACUUCUAGUGUGGUUCCUAGUGAUAACCUGCUGCCUUACGCGGAACGUUCUGAUGAGGACAUCAGAAACAGCACUUCUAGUUGGGUUCCUAGUGAUAAACCGCUGUCUUACACGGAACGUUCUGAUGAGGACAUCAGAAACAGCACUUCUAGUGUGGUUCCUAGUGAUAAACCGCUGUCUUACACGGAACGUUCUGAUGAGGACAUCAGAAACAGCACUUCUAGUGUGGUUCCUAGUGAUAAACCACAAUCUUACGCGGAACGUUCUGAUGAGGACAUAAGAAACAGCAAUUCUAGUGUGGCUCCUAGUGAUAAACCGCUGCCUUACGCGGAACGUUCUGAUGAGGACAUCAGAAACAGCACUUCUAGUGUGGUUCCUAGUGAUAAACCGCUGCCUUACGCGGAACGUUCUGAUGAGGACAUAAGAAACAGCAUUUCUACUGUGUCUCCUAGUGAUAACCCGCUGCCUUAUGCGGAACGUUCUGAUGAGGACAUCAGAAACAGCACUUCUACUGUGGCUCCUAGUGAUAAACCGCGGUCUUACGCGGAACGUUCUGAUGAGGACAUAAGAAACAGCACUUCUAGUGUGGUUCCUAGUGAUAAACCAUGGUCUUACACGGAACGUUCUGAUGAGGACAUCAGAAACAGCACUUCUACUGUGGCUCCUAGUGAUAAACCACGGUCUUACCCGGAACGUUCUGAUGAGGACAUCAGAAACAGCACUUCUACUGUGGUUCCUAGUGAUAAACCACGGUCUUACACGGAACGUUCUGAUGAGGACAUCAGAAACAGCACUUCUAGUGUGGUUCCUAGUGAUAAACCACGGUCUUACGCGGAACGUUCUGAUGAGGACAUCAGAAACAGCACUUCUAGUGUGGUUCCUAGUGAUAAACCACGGUCUUACGCGGAACGUUCUGAUGAGGACAUAAGAAACAGCACUUCUAGUGUGGUUCCUAGUGAUAAACCGCUGCCUUACGCGGAACGUUCUGAUGAGGACAUAAGAAACAGCACUUCUAGUGUGGUUCCUAGUGAUAAACCACGGUCUUACAUGGAACGUUCUGAUGAGGACAUCAGAAACAGCACUUCUAGUGUGGCUCCUAGUGAUAAACCACGGUCUUACCCGGAACGUUCUGAUGAGGACAUCAGAAACAGCACUUCUACUGUGGUUCCUAGUGAUAAACCACGGUCUUACACGGAACGUUCUGAUGAGGACAUCAGAAACAGCACUUCUACUGUGGUUCCUAGUGAUAAACCACGGUCUUACACGGAACGUUCUGAUGAGGACAUAAGAAACAGCACUUCUAGUGUGGCUCCUAGUGAUAAACCACGGUCUUACCCGGAACGUUCUGAUGAGGACAUCAGAAACAGCACUUCUACUGUGGUUCCUAGUGAUAAACCACGGUCUUACACGGAACGUUCUGAUGAGGACAUCAGAAACAGCACUUCUAGUGUGGUUCCUAGUGAUAAACCACGGUCUUACGCGGAACGUUCUGAUGAGGACAUCAGAAACAGCACUUCUAGUGUGGUUCCUAGUGAUAAACCACGGUCUUACGCGGAACGUUCUGAUGAGGACAUCAGAAACAGCACUUCUAGUUGGGUUCCUAGUGAUAAACCGCUGUCUUACACGGAACGUUCUGAUGAGGACAUCAGAAACAGCACUUCUAGUGUGGUUCCUAGUGAUAAACCGCUGUCUUACACGGAACGUUCUGAUGAGGACAUCAGAAACAGCACUUCUAGUGUGGUUCCUAGUGAUAAACCACAAUCUUACGCGGAACGUUCUGAUGAGGACAUAAGAAACAGCACUUCUAGUGUGGCUCCUAGUGAUAAACCGCUGCCUUACGCGGAACGUUCUGAUGAGGACAUCAGAAACAGCACUUCUAGUGUGGUUCCUAGUGAUAAACCGCUGCCUUACGCGGAACGUUCUGAUGAGGACAUAAGAAACAGCAUUUCUACUGUGUCUCCUAGUGAUAACCCGCUGCCUUACGCGGAACGUUCUGAUGAGGACAUAAGAAACAGCACUUCUAGUGUGGUUCCUAGUGAUAAACCAUGGUCUUACACGGAACGUUCUGAUGAGGACAUCAGAAACAGCACUUCUAGUGUGGCUCCUAGUGAUAAACCACGGUCUUACCCGGAACGUUCUGAUGAGGACAUCAGAAACAGCACUUCUACUGUGGUUCCUAGUGAUAAACCACGGUCUUACACGGAACGUUCUGAUGAGGACAUCAGAAACAGCACUUCUAGUGUGGUUCCUAGUGAUAAACCACGGUCUUACGCGGAACGUUCUGAUGAGGACAUCAGAAACAGCACUUCUAGUGUGGUUCCUAGUGAUAAACCACGGUCUUACGCGGAACGUUCUGAUGAGGACAUAAGAAACAGCACUUCUAGUGUGGUUCCUAGUGAUAAACCGCUGCCUUACGCGGAACGUUCUGAUGAGGACAUAAGAAACAGCACUUCUAGUGUGGUUCCUAGUGAUAAACCACGGUCUUACAUGGAACGUUCUGAUGAGGACAUCAGAAACAGCACUUCUAGUGUGGCUCCUAGUGAUAAACCACGGUCUUACCCGGAACGUUCUGAUGAGGACAUCAGAAACAGCACUUCUACUGUGGUUCCUAGUGAUAAACCACGGUCUUACACGGAACGUUCUGAUGAGGACAUCAGAAACAACACUUCUACUGUGGUUCCUAGUGAUAAACCACGGUCUUACACGGAACGUUCUGAUGAGGACAUAAGAAACAGCACUUCUAGUGUGGCUCCUAGUGAUAAACCACGGUCUUACCCGGAACGUUCUGAUGAGGACAUCAGAAACAGCACUUCUACUGUGGUUCCUAGUGAUAAACCACGGUCUUACACGGAACGUUCUGAUGAGGACAUCAGAAACAGCACUUCUAGUGUGGUUCCUAGUGAUAAACCACGGUCUUACGCGGAACGUUCUGAUGAGGACAUCAGAAACAGCACUUCUAGUGUGGUUCCUAGUGAUAAACCACGGUCUUACGCGGAACGUUCUGAUGAGGACAUCAGAAACAGCACUUCUAGUGUGGCUCCUAGUGAUAAACCACGGUCUUACGCGGAACGUUCUGAUGAGGACAUCAGAAACAGCACUUCUAGUGUGGCUCCUAGUGAUAAACCACGGUCUUACCCGGAACGUUCUGAUGAGGACAUAAGAAACAGCACUUCCACUGUAAUUCCUUGUGAUACAAAUAAGGGGAAGAAAGAAAAUGAAGGAAAAGAGGGAACAGAGAUAUUAUUAGUUCUCUCAUGCAUAGUAAAUGCCUGUUUUGCUGUUGCGAUGGCUUUUGCACUUCUUAUGAAAAAAAUAGCAAAAGGAAAAGUUGUGAAACCUCCAGUUAAACGUGCCCACAGAGGAUAUUCAAAUGGAAGCUUUUCUUCUUCAAGCGAGUUUCUUCCUCCGUAUAUGGAAAGCUUUUCUUCUUCAUAUGAGACUCUACCUCUGAAAACGGAAAGCUUUUCUUCUUCAAGGGAGUUUCUACCUCGGUAUAUGGAAAGCUUUUCUUCUUCAAGGGAGUUUCUAUCUCCAAAAAUGGAAAGAUUCACUGCUUCAAUGGAUAAACUACCUCCAGUAAUGGAAAGAUUCACUGCUUCAAUGGAUAAACUACCUCCAGCUCUGGAAAGCUUUUCUUCUUCAAGGGAGUUUCUAUCUCCAAAAAUGGAAAGAUUCACUGCUUCAAUGGAUAAACUACCUCCAGUAAUGGAAAGAUUCACUGCUUCAAUGGAUAAACUACCUCCAGCUCUGGAAAGCUUUUCUUCUUCAAUGGAGUUUCUUCCUCCGUAUAUGGAAAGAUUCACUGCUUCAAUGGAUUUACCACGUCCAAAUCUGGAAGGUUCCACUGCUUCAGUAGACUUUUCUACAGAUCUGGCUGAGGAUGAUGAUGAUGAUGAUGAUGGUCAGAAGCUCACUCAAGUCAGACUGACUCGGACUGCAGGACUGACCACAGCUGGAGGGCAGCUCCGCUCUACAUCCAUCUCUCUCCCUGUGUUUGGAAGAUGGAAUUUGAGGGCUAUCUGGUUGUGAUCUGGCCUUAUGACUGCUCUGACUCUCAGUGAGAUGAUUCAGCUGAGGAGGUUGUUACUGCUGAAUAUCAACACCAGCACUCAGAGAAGAUCCUCACAGUCUGUAUCUUAAAGUGACUGUUCAACAAAACAUCUAGUUUACCCCAUUACUCCAAAUGUAGUUGAUCAGAUUAUGCUCGGUGUCUGACAUUUGAUUCUUCAUUUUUAUUAUUAUUUCACCUUAAUUUAACCAAGGUAGAAACACUGACGUUAGAAAUCUCUUUUAAAACUGAGCCCUGACCAAGAAGGUCACACACAACAACCAAGAGGACAAUCAACAGAGAAACAACAGCACAACCAACAACAGAUAAGCUUAACCUAAGCUCAAUUUAAGUAAUUACUUUGAAUCAAAUUAAUAACAAGACCAAACAUAGAGAUACAGUUAUUUAACAACCAUCUUAAAAUCAGUGCUCCAAAUUCAAAUAUUUCUACAGAUCAUUCCUCGCAAAUGGAGCACUGUAAUUAAGAGUUUGCCAGAAAUUAAUACAGUCAAAUAUGAUGGAAGCAGACCAAUAAUUGCAGACAAAAUUCAUCCAAUGGAUUUGUCUUUGCACUGAAAGUGGAAGUUUACAAUGAUGAGUUGAUUAUCUCCCACAAGUUAUAAAUCUUAAUAUAGAAUGACAAACAAAGUGAGCGCAAUGUUGUCUUUGAGGCGUGCCUGUAUAGAAUAACACAAUAGUCUAAAACAGGUAAAAAAGGUAGCUUCAACUGCCUUGCCUACUGAGUGAAGCAAGAACUGUUUCUAAAAUAAGAUCCUGAGAU
This is a messenger RNA of Colossoma macropomum (tambaqui), 7963 nucleotides long. RefSeq lists its product as uncharacterized. The transcript is spliced from 21 exons. Lineage: Eukaryota; Metazoa; Chordata; Actinopteri; Characiformes; Serrasalmidae. Bases 231 to 7163 code for a protein of 2310 amino acids. The record is from RefSeq and is a predicted model, not a curated record.